Molecule: messenger RNA, 954 nt
Organism: Loa loa (African eye worm)
Lineage: Eukaryota; Metazoa; Nematoda; Chromadorea; Rhabditida; Onchocercidae
Exons: 5
Coding region: 1-954 (317 amino acids)
Biological process (GO): regulation of transcription by RNA polymerase II
Cellular component (GO): nucleus
Molecular function (GO): chromatin DNA binding
Source: RefSeq, a predicted model, not a curated record
AUGUAUCAUCCGACAUCACUCUACUAUUCAACAGUAUCAUCAUGUACAGAUAAUAGUUGCAUUGAUUUUGGAAUUUAUGGAAUUGAACAAAAUGAUUGCUGUUUGGAUUUAAAUUGUAUUGAACCAUCAUUAAUCCCUGAAGAACAACAAACAUAUACUUAUCCUACUACUCCAUAUAAUAAUGGUAUUACAACAAUUACUAGUAGUAGUAGUAGUAGUGGUGGUGGUGGUUAUAAUGAUACUGUAACAGAUAGUACAGAUCAAAUGACUAAUCGAAUUUCACGUCGAACGAUCAGAAAAAAGCGCUCAAAAAAGGAUCCAAAUGAACCUCAAAAGCCCGUUUCAGCAUAUGCUUUAUUUUUUCGUGAUACGCAAGCUGCCAUAAAAGGAAGGAGUCCAAAUGCAAGUUUUGGUGAAGUAUCAAAAAUUGUCGCAUCAAUGUGGGAUACAUUAGAUUGUCAUGCAAAGAAUCUUUAUAAACAGAGGACAGAAAUAGCAAAAAAGGAUUAUUUGAAAAAGCUUGCCGCUUAUCGUGCUCAACAAAUAUCACAGAAUGAAACAGUUCAACCGGUAUUGAUACCGGAAAAAGGAAGACCAUUAGCAGUGGAAACAAUGAAUUCCGCAAGUUCAUCAAACAUGAAGCAUGAAGUUGAUACGACUGCAAUAGGUGAAACGACCCUGGCAAAUUUGAUAGCUCGUCCACCAUCGACAAAUUUUUCAUCACUUUACCUCCAUCAACGGUUCAAUGAAACAGUUCAACCGGUAUUGAUACCGGAAAAAGGAAGACCAUUAGCAGUGGAAACAAUGAAUUCCGCAAGUUCAUCAAACAUGAAGCAUGAAGUUGAUACGACUGCAAUAGGUGAAACGACCCUGGCAAAUUUGAUAGCUCGUCCACCAUCGACAAAUUUUUCAUCACUUUACCUCCAUCAACGGUUCGUAAAAUUGAAUCUAUAA